Molecule: messenger RNA, 978 nt
Organism: Lodderomyces oxycetoniae
Lineage: Eukaryota; Fungi; Ascomycota; Pichiomycetes; Serinales; Debaryomycetaceae
Gene: PGA12
Product: Pga12p
Exons: 1
Coding region: 1-978 (325 amino acids)
Cellular component (GO): cytoplasm
Molecular function (GO): phosphatase activity
Source: RefSeq, a predicted model, not a curated record
AUGUUGUUCUCCAGCUGUCUUUUAUCGCUUGUGUUUGCUCAGUCGAUAUUAUCAUUAGAAAAUAACUAUUUGCCAGUAUUUAGCUCGUCAAAAACUUAUUUUGGCCAAAGUGAUCCUAAAAUUCCCACUAAAGAUGUUAAUUUAACAAGAUUUGGCUUAUUACCCGAGUACACCUGGGACCAAGUGGUUCAAAGCUUGGCACCUGAUGAAAAACUUUUUUUUUUGCAAAGACAUGGACAGGGAUGGCACAAUAUUGCUAGAUCGUAUUUGAAAAUUCCAUAUAGUGAGUGGCAGUGUUAUUGGUCGAUUCGUGAUGGGAAAGAUGGUAUUGAAUGGUAUGAUGCUGACUUAACUCCAAAAGGUAAAGAGCAAAUUGCUCAUUUAGUUGAUCAAAUUAAAAAUACCGAGGACUUUCCCUUGCCUGAGAAAUUUUACGUUAGUCCACUUAGAAGAACAUUGAAAACGUGGCAGCUUACAUGGUUAAAUUUCCCUCACAAGACAGCAUUAAUUAAGGAAUAUGCAAGAGAAAUUUAUGGUAUUGACACCGAGAGUGAACGACACAAUAGAACAUAUAUCGAGGAGAACUUCCCAAACUUUGACUUUGAGCCGGGCUUCAGCGAGGAAGAUGUAAAUUGGAGUCCUUCCAAGAGGGAGGAAGGUCAGCACAGUGAAUUUAGGGCUGCUACUUUGUUGCGGGACAUAUUCAACGAUGCGCAAGACGAAAAAGUGAUUAGUAUUGUUCUCCACUCGGGAAUCAUAUACAGUAUUUUGGAUGUUGUUCAACAUAGAAUCUUUAGUAUUCCCACAGGGGGUAUAAUCCCCGUCAUUGUUAAAAUGGAACAACAGAAUAAAACGUACCCAUUAAACGAUGCUUUUUCUGGUUUUGAUGAGUGGUGUCCUCCAAGUCUUGAAAGUGAUUUCAAGAUUGAACGUACUAGAGGUGCUAACCAUACAGUUGAAAAAAAUAUAAAAGAGUAA